Messenger RNA from Punica granatum (pomegranate), 1302 nucleotides. The record is from RefSeq and is a predicted model, not a curated record. NCBI's taxonomy places the organism in Eukaryota, Viridiplantae, Streptophyta, Magnoliopsida, Myrtales, Lythraceae.
UUCCAUAUGCUUCUUCUAAUUUCUUCUUCUUUUGUCCUCACCCCUCUGAUAAACAAUUUCUCCUCUUUGUGCUCUCCUUCAUUACUUCUGCCAUGGAGAAAUCAUCAUGGAAUCCGCUGCUGCUUCCGUCCAUAUCUCACUUGCUCUCACUCUGGCUCAUUCUCUCAUCAGCACGUGAGGAGGUGAUCGUGGCUGGGAAGUCAUUGCAUCAUCACCGCCACCAGGGCCACACUCACAGCCACAGCGUGGCCGCGGUCCGACCGUUGACGUUCUCGAAGCUAUUUGUCUUCGGGGACUCCUAUGCCGACACCGGGAACACCGGGAAGCAGGGUAGCGCUUGGAAGGUCCCUUAUGGGAUGACCUUCCCUGGGAAGCCGUCUGGCCGCUACUCCGACGGCCUUGUCUUGACUGAUUUCCUCGCAAAGUAUCUCGGGCUGAAAUCUCCGGUGGCAUACCGGUGGAGGAACGUCGUGCCACCCCAAUCCUUGAAGUACGGGGUCAACUUUGCUACUGGAGGGACUGGCGUAUUCGACACCCUCACAGCGGGACCGAACAUGAGCAGGCAGACGGAUUUCUUUCAGAAGCUGCUGAGCACAUAUCGCUCGGAGGAGCUGCAGUCAUCCGUGGCCCUUGUUGUCCUCUCUGGCAAUGAUUACGCGGCUUACUUGGUUAGGAACGGCUCUAUCGAGGUAUUGCCGACAUUUAUAAGCCUUGUGGUGAACCAACUCACUGCAAACGUAAAGCGGAUACACGAGCUCGGAGUAAGGAGGAUAGUGGUGUCGGCCUUGGCACCACUGGGAUGUCUUCCGGCCAUCACUAUCAAUUCCUCGUACCGGCAAUGCAACGGAACCUUCAAUGCCUUCGUGACUUUCCACAACCAGCUGUUACAGCGAGCCAUGGCCAAGCUGAAUCGCCAAGGAGUGAACGACAAGCCCCCGGCUACCUCCAGUUUCAUCCUCUUUGAUCUUUACCGCUCCUUCUCCUCGGUGCUCAAUCCCAAAGGAAAUUCGACAUUUCAGAACCCGCUAAAGCCAUGUUGCGUCGGCACAGGUACAGGGUACAGCUGCGGGAGCCUAGAUAGUAAAACAGGGGAGAAGAAGUACAGUGUCUGCUCAAAUCCUGAGCGUGCCUUCUUCUGGGACAUGGUCCAUCCUACACAAGAGGGAUGGAGGGCUGUAUUCUCCCAAUUGAUGAACACACUUCAACAACUCUUUAAGGACAUAUGAAUCAUUAAUCAGCUAGCAUCAAUUCAUGUUUGCUCGGAUUAAUGUAAUAACAACAACUUACUCCUCUUUGCUUCUA